This is a messenger RNA of Chara braunii, 3086 nucleotides long. NCBI's taxonomy places the organism in Eukaryota, Viridiplantae, Streptophyta, Charophyceae, Charales, Characeae. The record is from the annotation of a GenBank genome assembly.
GGUGGAAGACGCCUUCUUCUGCCCGCGCCCUUGGCACCUGCUACACAAAUUUUAGGUCAGGCAAUUCAAAAUCUUGGCGGGGGACAGCAAUAGUUAAAAUUUAUCCCCGCCAGUUUUGUUUUCCGCUGGUUAUUCAAUCUCCUUCUUGCGGCUAUUUCCUGGCCAGACGGGCGGCGGCCAGUUUCAGUGCAGUGCGGAAUUCCAUCGCCACAAGACGCUAGCGGCUCAUUGACCUUCGACCGAGCGAAUACAUUGGCGGCCCCGCCCAUGACCACCAUAAACCUUUGGAACAAAUUAGCGCGCGCGCUGUCGUGAAGUCUUUUGAACGUGUUGAAGAAGUCUUUCGGCAGUUGAACCGACCGUCAGUCCUGUUUUGUUGUUCUUAUGAGCGGGGGCGGUUUCUUGAUGCAUUGCUUAUCGUGGAUGACAGGUCGCGUGCGCUCGAUGUUAUGCCACACGCCGAAUCAAGUUGCACAUUCUCUCCGUCUUUUGUAAACGACGCGUAUAUUCUUCGGCCUCGAGGAAGAAUCUUUGCCUUCUGUGGCAUUCUUGCCGAUUCCGAAUGCCAAUUUCAAAUCAGAUGAUGCUACGCGGGCACCAUCCCCCAGCAACAAUCGAGGUGUCUAAGGGGGGGAUGUUUUAAAUACCUACCUGCGAGUUGGAAGGAGGAAGGUUUGGUACCCAGCAACGAAUUGUGCUGUGCGGAAGUCGAUUUUGCUGACGGCGGCUGCUUUCCUGGCCGGCCACAGUCAAGGAUCUGUGGGCUCAGCGGGCUGUGUUUGUUGAUUGAAUAAUCUCCCAAGGGAAGAGCUACUCCCGUCUUCCACCAUGAGUGUCAUCAAUGUGACCAACGUAACGGUUCUCGACAACCCGACACUGUUUUUAAAUCCAUUUCAGUUCGAAAUAGCCUACGAAUGCUACUUUCCUUUGCCAAACGACCUAGAAUGGAAGCUCAUCUACGUUGGGUCGGCGGAAGACGAGCAAUACGACCAGGUGCUUGAGAGCGUGCUCGUGGGCCCGGUAAACGAGGGAAGCUAUCGGUUCGUGUUCCAGGCUGAUGCGCCGAAUCCCGCCAAGAUUCCUGAUCAGGAUAUAAUUGGCGUGACUGUUCUUCUCUUAACCUGUUCCUACAGAGGCCAGGAGUUCAUCAGAGUAGGCUACUAUGUGAAUAAUGAGUAUGUGGACGAGGAGGAGCUGAGAGAAAAUCCCCCUCAGAAGGUUGUGAUUGAGAAGGUUCAAAGGAAUAUCUUGGCUGACAAGCCACGAGUAACCAAGUUCCAAAUCGUCUGGGACAAUCUGUCGCCGCCAGUACCGCAGGUACCGCAUAGAUGGGACCAAGCUCCCACAGAGGAACAGCAGGCGCAACAGCAGAUGAUGUCGGCACCCAACCCCGUUCCACAGAUGGUACCUCAGCAUUGAUUGUAGCAGUCUAGCGUCUUUUCCAAUGAGUGGGUGCUGCCUCUGCUGCUGCCGUGUUAGGCUAUUGAAUAUCUGACCCAGUGGCCUCUUCUUUGGCACGAGUUGCAUUGUAACAGAGUGAUUAUACAUCAUAGGUAAGGGAGGGGGGCAUAUGUGGGGCAUGCGAAGAGGGCAAAGGGCGUCUACAAAGAAAGAUAUGUCUGUGUUUCUGCAUGGAUGGUCUUUGUAGCGGCGGGCCGACUGUGGUUGUUGAUGAAUUGCCCAGUUUUUCAGAUUUCCUUGAUUGUCUUUGAAACCUGUCUCCCAGAGCCUUCCCCUCCUUUCCUGGGGAUGCUACGAGAACGAGCUGAUGGCAGGCAUGAGGAUGGAUUUUUGAACUCUCCAUACCCCCACUUCCUAUGCUUGGUUUUGUUCCAUUAGUUAUUUCUAACUGUUGAUGAUGCGGUAGCGUGUGUUGGAGAUGGUGGUAACCUGUUGGGAGAAGGCAGCAUGCAACAUGUAUGCUUGGUUCCGGGAACCGUGAGAUAUGAAGUGGGUGUGUAUAUCAGAUCCGUAGGUGCGCUGGCGAGCUUUUGCGCGAAGGAUGGCUUUGUGGAUCUGUGCCUCUGCGCUGCGGUUGGUGAUCUGUCGAAGGUUGCUGGCCAAAGCCUUUCCACAGCUCUCUUCAUUUCCAGUCUUCCACAUGGUUGCGGACCUUGUUAUCUUCAGCUUUUGUACUUGAGACAGAGGGUGCAUGCCACCUUUUUGCUCUGAUUGUUGUGUACAUUGAAUGUAGGAGCGGUCAACAAAGGGGAGGAGCGUGUGUGCCGGAGGGGCGGGGGGGGGGGGGGGGGGGGGGGAGGGAGUGGGAGGUUGAGAUGCAGAGUGGGAGGGAGGAAAAAGAUGCUGAAGAGGAGGGGAAAGAGUAGGGGAAGAAGGGGGGAAAGGGUGGGGGGCGAGGAGGAUUUGCGUGCAUGCUGAAGGACUGGGGAUCUGGAGGAAUAGGUGUAGGAAGAAGAACGUGCUAUGCUAGUUUGAUGUUGUACAGAGUGGGAAAUUUACAUUUUGAUGUCCAGGUGCAUGGAACGGGAGAAGAGGCGAAAUGCACCUGGCAUGGCCCUUCCUGCUUGAGGUUUUGGCUUUUCUCUAGGCACGGAGAGGAAUGCAGCCACUGCUCUUUUCUCUGAGCCACUGUCUCUUCGUCAAAGAGGGGACUGACUAUGAGCUUGGAGAGUAAGCGUUUGGGUAAAGAAUGGAGAGGAUGGGCACGGCAGUUGCCUUUGCUUAUGAAGUUGCUCAUCGGUUUGCUCCUUUUGCGUGUGGUGGUGGCCUGGAGUCCUGGCCUUGACAAUAACCUAGAAGAUUGCGGCUUACCUCAGAUGAAACAUGCCAUGUGAUUCUGUCCUCCAAGGUACAACUCUAUUGUUUUGGGAUCGGCAGUUUUCUUUUUUUGUAGUGUGUAUUAUGUAUUGUUUUACGAACUUUUGCUGCUGCAUGCCAAGUAUUUGUGGAUCGUUGAACACUAAGCAGGGGGGUUGAUACCUCUUCUUUGUUGAGACCUCUUCUUUUUUUGGCACAGCUUUGUGCUUGCAAGUACUUUGUAACCUGCACUGAAAAAUCAUGAUGGAUGAGGUUCUGACAGCUGUGAGCAGAGCCUGCUGUGCUGUCUGUGUUAUGCAUUUGUUGCG